AUGAGUCUUGUGAUUGGAACAAGCGCUACAAACCGCGGCGAGUUCGAGAUCUUCAAAGAUGCAUCCAGGUCAGAGCAUCUCGACGCCAACAACAACCUGACAGUACACGACGGCGAGCCAACCGACGGACCUAAAGCCAAGCCUGGACUAUGGCGCAAGCACAAUGUGCACAACUGGGCUUCGGUUUUCAGCGGCGCCUUCAAGGGCGAGAUGAACACGUUGACCAAGAUCGGCGAGGAGAUGGGCAAAGACGGUGCGCGUCUAUUUACCGACGCAGUAGACGAACUCCUCCAGUCCCUCGGCGGCACUGUCAUUCUGCCGGUCGGAGACGUCUUCAUGUUCAAGGGUCUCAAUGCCGAUGAAAGUCACAAUGUGUUUAUAACCAUUACGUACGAUACGCCCACGGGGGCUGAUCUGAGCAAGAGGGAAAACGAGCCAAUGUCAAACAGCGGGCAGGCUCUGUCGAAGCCGCAGUGGUUCUUCAUGUCAAUGAUAAUUCCAUGUCCCACACAGGCUGUAUAA
Messenger RNA from Thyridium curvatum, 522 nucleotides. RefSeq lists its product as uncharacterized. The transcript is spliced from 2 exons. Bases 1 to 522 code for a protein of 173 amino acids. The record is from RefSeq and is a predicted model, not a curated record. Lineage: Eukaryota; Fungi; Ascomycota; Sordariomycetes; Thyridiales; Thyridiaceae.